Molecule: messenger RNA, 8236 nt
Organism: Oncorhynchus mykiss (rainbow trout)
Lineage: Eukaryota; Metazoa; Chordata; Actinopteri; Salmoniformes; Salmonidae
Gene: akap11
Product: A-kinase anchoring protein 11
Biological process (GO): intracellular protein localization; immune response
Cellular component (GO): membrane; cytoplasm
Molecular function (GO): protein kinase A binding; tumor necrosis factor receptor binding
Source: RefSeq, a predicted model, not a curated record
CUAGCGCUGAGGGUGAUUACUACUGCCUGAAUCAGUCUUGUUUUCAUGGAAUUAACUUUUGUUGGAACAUCAUCUCGCUUCAACACUUGCUACACGGUGGGAAUAACAGGACUGGAGUGGGAGGUUGAAUGACGAUUUUGUGGUGAGUGGCUAGUCCGUCACGCUGAGCCUGCGUUGCCAUGGACGCCUGUGCCCGUAUCCGAGGAGUUCCUCUCAGGACCAGAGCUUCCAGGAAAGAGGCGGUGCGUGACGGCGGGACUCCGUGUAUGAAGAGCCUUCUGAGCAGCAGAAAGGAGCUGUGCAGCGUGGGAUUGGAGCUGCAGACCAGAGAUACUCCAUGCCUGACUGAGAUCCAUUUUGUGUGUUUGCCUGGUCAUUCUGAAGGGGAGGAUCUAACUCUACAGGCCCUUUCUUCUCUCCCGGGGGACCUGGCGGAGCUGCUGAGGUCUCUCCACGUCACCAGCCUGAGAAACGAAGAGGUGCUGCUACUGAAGGACAGCAGGAGAUCAGCCGACAGGAGGGACUCUUCUACUCAGCAGCAGUGCUGGCUGAAGGCGGUGUGUGUUCUGAGACCCAGCCCCAGCCAGGCCAUUGUUGGUGUGUUGGUGGGCCUUCUGGGGCGUUACGCUGCGGGGGUCCGCUAUGCCCUGGAGCUCCAGGCCCUCCACAAGGGCACGGCUGAGUCCUGCCAGCCCGAGGACGAUAACACCAACCAGUCUGUGUCGUCCAUCGAAGACGACUUUGUCACCGCUCUGGAACACCUGGAGGAAGACGACAACUCCAAUGGCUCUUAUCUCCAUGGAAACCAGCGUGAUGUGGCCUCCCAGACUGUCCCCGCCAACAAGAGAAACAAGGAUCUAUCAGGUUCCAGGAUCAUAAUCAGCUCUGCCCCCAGGAAGUCCUUAACCAAUCGCAGGUCUCCCCCAGAGGUGUCCAUUACCGUACAGCACUCCAGAGGAGCAGAGUCCCAGUGGACCCUCUACAGCCCAAGAGCCCAGCUCCCCUCCCUCACGCGACCUGUCAGCGAAUCAGAGGAAUCGAAUGGCUCAAGCCCUAGUCCAAUCAUCUUUCUAGAUGAGGUUGGCUACCAGAAGAGUCUCAAAGCGACACUGGACAUCCCUCAGAUCCCUGGGGGACCAACGGACAGGGUGGAGGACUCUGACUCUGAGGUCAGCGAGUUCUUCGACAGCUUUGACCAGUUUGAUGAUCUAGAUGAACUGAGCUCAGAGAGCUGUACACUCACUCUGCCUCUAGACCCGACAUCUUGCAUUUCUCCCACCGACCUAGACCAGAAGAAGAAGUACACUGAGGCUGGUACUGGCAAGUCGGGGUCCAAGAAAGUGUCCCGAAGCUGUUCCACUAUGAACCCCCACCGGUUCGACCAGCGCACCCUACCGGCCAAUGUGAAGAAACCCACCCCGCUCAGAAGCCCCCUUCCCCCUGGAUCUCCCUUCGGAUCCCCUGACUCCCCCCGGCCGGCCCGGACCUCUUGUGAGGAGAGUGGAGGUCUUCUCUUCAGCCCUGUCAGCUCUUCAGCCUUCAGCCCUUUGGGAGACGGAGGAGCUCUGGAUUUCUUCUGGAAGACCGAGGGAGAGGUAGGAGAUGUGUCAGAGCUACGGAAACCCCAGGACCUUUGUACCCUCUACAAAACCUACUCAGACUUUGCCAGCAGUUUGUCCAAGGAGAUCCUGGGCUCCGUGUGUGGAUACCAGUCUCCCGUGGACCUCAACGACAACAAGAACCUGAGCUGUGUCUGUCACAAGGAGUUCCAGAACCAGUCUGGGCACGUCAUGAAGCUGUCUGAGAUCCAGGAGACGGUGACUGUCUCCAAGCUGCAGCAGAAGCCCCAGUCUCUGAAGGACGGCAUCCAGAGGUUCGCUACAGACUUGGUAGAGAUGAGUCUGGGCAGCGCUCUGAGAGACCUGCAGAAGGGAAUGUCCUCCUGCACCACCACGCUCUGCCACCUGGCCGCCAGACUCACCUCAUCUGUCUUCCAGAUGGCCUUCCAGGAGAUCGGCAUGCGCCACGCCUACGUCCUGAAGGAACGGGCCGUCAACGGACUGGCUGGGUUCCUGGUGGGAGAGGCGGUGUCAGGGGCUCUGAAAGACUUCCUGAUGGUGAAGAAGCAGAUGUUCAACAGCAAGGUGACGCAGUUUGCCGCUGACCUGGCAGAGGAGCUGGUGUUUGAGGGGAUGAUGGAAGUGUGUCAGUUCUCCCAUCCCUCCACCCCCCUCACCCCCAGCGAUUGGUCCUUCGGGGUGGGGGAGGACGACGAUGAGGAAGUGGUGUCUUCCUAUGCCUCGGACCUCUCAGAGUCUGUCCUCCAGGAGGCCUUCAUAGAACUGUCCCAGGCUGAUGUUGCCUUCAGUACCCAGGCAGCCAUCAGUGUCUCUGUGAACAACAUCUGCUACGUCAGCACUGUCGACACACACACCACCUGCAGUACCGCCGCAGGCCACCAGGCUUUCUACGUUAACCCACCCGAGGAAGGCCCAGGUCCAUCAGGCGAAGAUGGCUGUACGGUGAAGAAGGCGCUGUUCUGUGUGUCUGGAAUGGCCAGCUGUGUACCGGUCCCCCAGGCAGGCCAAGCCAUCUCCCACCUCCACGACUCAGAGGAGCUCUGCCAGUGUAAGACCAGCCUGGCUCAGACCAGCCCCAAGAGGAUCUGCAGCUCAGAGAACAGAGUGGUAACCACAACCUCCUCUGAUGCUACUGCUGCCACACAAACUGACCUGCUGUCAAAGACCCACUUUCAUAACUUCUCUGGCAACAUGGUGGAUAUGAUAGUGAGUGAAGCAUGUGAACUGAUGACUGCCACGAAGAUGAAGAAGAAGGUGGAGGACUGUGCUGACUUCCUUUCUAAGACCAUAGUGGGUCGGGGACCUCCAUCCGGACAGGAGGGUAGUGUCACUGACCAGACCUCCCUCUACUCUCUCCACCCUCCCUUUCAGACCCCAGGAGGAGUGAACUCUGAGUCAGGCUCCAAGACCAGCAGAGCAGUCGCUGAGACCCUGCCUGUGAUGAUGAACACUCUAGAGGUGCCAGGGUUGGAGAUUGGAGGCUGGGUAGGCAGGAAGAUGACCACCUGCGAGGAGAUGGUUCCCAGUCCUGGUCACAAGCCCAACAGGACCCCUGGUACACCCCCCUCGACCCCCCAGCAGCCCAGCGAGGUGUCCCAGGAGAAACAGAUCAAGCAGUUCUCCAAGAAGCUGAAAGAAAAGCUGGCCAAGGAGUUCUCCACCGCCACCCCUCCUCCCACCCCACACUACCAGCCAGGACCCGAGCCCAAAGAAUCCACCUCUGAGACAGACAAGGCUGACUUCAUGCUCAAACUGAUGAGGUCUCUGUCUGAGGAGGCAGAUGGGAACGAGGGGGAGGAGGAGGAAGAAGAAGAGGGUGGAGUAGAAGGGGUUAACUCUGUAACUGAGACAGGAAGCCGUAUGCAGCCAGAGCUCAACUUCUUGGAUGGAGGACACAAGAUGGCCGACAAGGGAGCCCUCCAUUACGCAGAGCGCCUGGCGUGCCACAUCGUCUCCAUGGCGACAGAGAUAGACACCCUGGGAGGAGUGGAGGAUGGAGGUAGAAGGAUGGUGGAGGGCAGGGAGGAGAGGAGAGACAGCAUGGCCCAGUUCUCAGCGCAGACCCUGAACACGCUGUGGAUAUACGCUGGCGAGGUGGCGGGAGAGGUGAUCAGCGACGUGAAGAGGAUAAUGUGGUCAGGACAGUGUCGCCACAGUGCGCUCACACAAGGAAGCCAGGAGCAGUCGGGGGAAUGCCCUCACCACCACCAACCCCAGCCUAGUGAACACAGCAGGGACUGCAGGGUGGGUCAUCUGGCUGAACUGUGGUCCAGUGACCUCCUCUCGUCUGUCCUCCACCCAUCCACCUCUACCCCCAGCUCUGGCCUAUCCUCUGACUACCCCAGCUGUGAGAGUGUGACAGAUGAGUACGCUGGCUACCUCAUCAGGGUGCUAAAGAAAGAGGGAGGCAGCAGGGAGCUGGUCCUGGAUCAGUAUGCCAGCCGUCUGGCCUACCGCUCCAUCAAACUGGGCCUGGCCCAUGCUGCCCGCAACAUGAAGAAGAGACCCUCCAGGCACCACUCCUCCAGGAGGCUCCAGCAGAAUGGCUGCAGGGGACCCAAUGUCGAGCCAUUCGUACCCAGGGACGAAGCAGGGAGAGUGGGAUCUCCUUCCAGAGAUGUUGAUGAUGGGAGCCAGAGGGAGUACAUGGAGCUGGUGAACUUCGCAGAGUCGUUGGCGUGCAACAUCACCUGUGACGUCACACGCAAGCUCUGUGUGCCGUCGGUCCGACUACCCAAGUCCAGGACUGACUCGUGUCUGUAUAAGAAGUCCAAGCUGGAGGACAUGGCAGAGCGCCUGAUCAGGAACUCCUUCUCAUGCCCCCUGCUGUACAAGGAGGGGAAUAGCAGGCAGUACCACAGCACAGGCAGCCUGUACGACGGUGGCUACAGCAGUGGAGUCAUGGAGGUCCUGGAACACUAUGCCAGGAACAUAGUGGACGACACGUUGGAGAUGGGCCUGGCCUCGACAGGAAGCCCAGCCCUGCAGGGUCCAUACAGACACCACUCUGAGAGGCGAGCAGUGGGCUCUGCACUAGGGGAAACAACCUGCCGAUACUGCCAGGUCAGGGAGUGUCUCUUCUGCUCACGGCCCAACAGGCAGCACCUCCUCGGGGGAGGAGCAGGCCAGAGGAGGAGGCUGGAAGGGGAUGUGGGGGUGUGCGGCCUGGAGAUCCCUGAGAUCCACAUCGAUCUGGACCGCAGGGCUGUGUUCGCAGAGGAGAUGGUCACUACGGCGAUGGAGGGGGCCAAGCGCGAGCUGAGCAACACCAGCCUGAACGCCGACAGCGGGAUCGGACACGACGGGUACAGCUUCGCCGAGAGCCUGACCGCCGAGAUCAUGACAUCAGCACUAUCCAACACACGCCAGACCACCAACCUCAGUUUCCCAGGCAGGGAGGCCACAGAGUCCUCUGUGUCCCAGCAGCUCAGUCUGAGUGUGGGAGAUGACAGCUUGGGCAGCUGGUCCCGCCUCAGCUUCGAGGACGAACACCCUGACGAGACCAGCAGCUUCCUGCACCUCAGCGACAGCAAUGGGAACAGCAGUAGUUGGAGCAGCCUGGGGUUAGAGGGAGAGGUGUAUGAAGACCGCCUGUCCUUCUCUCCCUCUGACAGCGAAGGCACUGAGGACAAGGAGCUCGAGACCAAGGAUGAAUCAUGCGGUUCAGUGCGUGUGGGCCAGGCUCCUGCUUACAGGCACCUCCUGGUGGUAAAUUCUGAGCUCAGGGAGAUGACUCCUGACCCACAGCACAUGACCUUUGACCCCCAGCUCAGGAGCAUGCUGCAGUGGGCGGCGGCCUCCAUGGCUGACCUGCCCAUGGUUCAGCUGAGUCCUAGUGGCAGCAGGGAGCUGCAGCAGCUGCCUGCGGUGGUCAAGAGGCUGAAGGAGAGGGAGUGGAAGGUGGGAGAGCUGCUCCAAGCCCUGCUGCGUUACUGUGAGGAGACCCAAACACACACCCCACCCCAGUCUGAACACGGAGAGGCGGGGAGAGCAUCCCACCACACUCCCCUCUUCCAGUGGAUCCUGGAGCACGCUUAGGCUCACUGCACCUCUCCUACCUCCCCUCCCUCCUUACCUCGCCCCAACACUACUUACUGUACAGUAUAUCUGUGAAGCCUGCUACAUAGUGAGCACUACCUGUUAAACUAAUGAACCCUAUGAAGAUUCCCAUCACUUCUCAGUGAUGUGCAGCGUACCUGCCAAACCCCGAACCCCCAUUCUAGCCGCCUCAUAUCGUGGAUCCUGUCCCUUAUAGGGCUGUACCCCCAUCGUUACCCAGAGGGCGCUAUUAAAAACAGCAAUUCUUAUUAUUUUGUGCAUAUGUGGGCAUAUUGCAUACCGUAACUGAAAGCAAUUGUGUAUUUUCUUCUCUCUUCUCUGGUUUUGUUGUGGUUGUUUUUAAAGGGAUUCUUCUGGAUUGUGUAUUCCCUCAGUCAGAUGAACACCCGGAUAGCGUUGGCGCAAUGACUGGGAGUCUAUGGUAUCUACUAGCAUGCCAGCAGUUACCCAUAGACAUCCACUCAUUGCACUAACACUAGUUAGCAUCUUUCAAACUGCACGCAGAGGCAUAUCUGGUAUCCAUUGGUUUAUUUGACUCUUCAUUGCCAAAAUCCCAAAGUAUCCCUUUAAUAUUGGUCUGUAUAUCACAGGUUGAUUAGUCUGCUGUCGUUGACGACUGGCUUUGUUAAAGCGUUCCUACCCUGGUGCUACAGAGUAACUUUAACCUUCUGUUACAGGGGAGGGCGAGAGAGUAACUUUAACCUCUGUUACAGGGGAGGGCGAGAGAGUAACCUUAACCUCUGUUACAGACAGUAACCUUCUGUUACAGGGGAGGGCGAGAGAGUAACUUUAACCUCUGUUACAGACAGUAACCUUCCGUAACCUUCUGUUAGGGGGAGAGCGAGAGAGUAACCUUAACCUCUGUUACAGGGGGAGAGCGAGAGAGUAACCUUAACCUCUGUUACAGGGGGAGAGCGAGAGAGUAACCUUAACCUCUGUUACACAGAGAAAGGGGAACAUGACAGAUGUACGGACCUGAACCAUGUUAGAUCGAGAGCUCGGGGUAGAGAAAUGUCAGUGAAAGGGAGAGGAGGGAGAAAGAGAUGAAUGUGUUUUCUGUUAGGGAAUCCCCAUAGCUGCAGGCCAGAUGAUGUCAUCACCUUAGCUCUCCUCUGUGGUGGUGUUUCCACAUGAUUAGGGACCAACGACACUCACAUGUUGAUUUUUAACCCCUUCACCAUGAGUAGAACUGAGUUUAAGAUCACAUGUUGAUUUUAACCCCUUCACCAUGAGUAGAACUGAGUUUAAGAUCACAUGUUGAUUUUAACCCCUUCACCAUGAGUAGAACUGAGUUUAAGAUCACAUGUUGAUUUUAACCCCUUCACCAUGAGUAGAACUGAGUUUAAGAUCACAUGUUGAUUUUAACCCCUUCACCAUGAGUAGAACUGAGUUUAAGAUCACAUGUUGAUUUGAACCCCUUCACCAUGAGUAGAACUGAGUUUAAGAUCACAUGUUGAUUUGAACCCCUUCACCAUGAGUAGAACUGAGUUUAAGAUCACAUGUUGAUUUGAACCCCUUCACCAUGAGUAGAACUGAGUUUAAGAUCACAUGUUGAUUUGAACCCCUUCACCAUGAGUAGAACUGAGUUUAAGAUCACAUGUUGAUUUGAACCCCUUCCCCAUGAGUAGAACUGAGUUUAAGAUCACAUGUUGAUUUGAACCCCUUCACCAUGAGUAGAACUGGGUUUAAGAUCACAUGUUGAUUUUAACCCCUUCACCAUGAGUAGAACUGAGUUUAAGAUCACAUGUUGAUUUGAACCCCUUCACCAUGAGUAGAACUGAGUUUAAGAUCACAUGUUGAUUUGAACCCCUUCACCAUGAGUAGAACUGAGUUUAAGAUCACAUGUUGAUUUGAACCCCUUCACCAUGAGUAGAACUGAGUUUAAGAUCACAUGUUGAUUUUAACCCCUUCACCAUGAGUAGAACUGAGUUUAAGAUCACAUGUUGAUUUUAACCCCUUCACCAUGAGUAGAACUGAGUUUAAGAUCACAUGUUGAUUUUAACCCCUUCACCAUGAGUAGAACUGAGUUUAAGAUCACAUGUUGAUUUGAACCCCUUCACCAUGAGUAGAAUUGAGUUUAAGAUCACAUGUUGAUUUUAACCCCUUCACCAUGAGUAGAACUGAGUUUAAGAUCACAUGUUGAUUUUUAACCCCUUCACCAUGAGUAGAACUGAGUUUAAGAUCACAUGUUGAUUUUAACCCCUUCACCAUGAGUAGAACUGAGUUUAAGAUCACAUGUUGAUUUUAACCCCUUCACCAUGAGUAGAACUGAGUUUAAGAUCACAUGUUGAUUUUAACCCCUUCACCAUGAGUAGAACUGAGUUUAAGAUCACAUGUUGAUUUUAACCCCUUCACCAUGAGUAGAACUGAGUUUAAGAUCACAUGUUGAUUUGAACCCCUUCACCAUGAGUAGAACUGAGUUUAAGAUCACAUGUUGAUUUGAACCCCUUCACCAUGAGUAGAACUGAGUUUAAGAUCACAUGUUGAUUUGAACCCCUUCACCAUGAGUAGAACUGAGUUUAAGAUCACAUGUUGAUUUGAACCCCUUCACCAUGAGUAGAACUGAGUUUAAGAUCACAUGUUGAUUUGAACCCCUU